UAUACGAUCUGCAAGCAUAUGCCAUAUGCGAUCUGCAAGCAUAUGCGAUCUGCAAGCAUAUGCCAUUAUGCGAUCUGCAAGCAUAUGCCAUAUGCGAUCUGCAAGCAUAUACCAUAUGCGAUCUGCAAGCAUAUGCCAUAUGCGAUCUGCAAGCAUAUGCGAUCUGCAAGCAUAUGCGAUCUGCAAGCAUAUGCCAUAUGCAAGCAUAUGCGAUCUGCAAGCAUAUGCAACCUGCAAGCAUAUGCCAUAUGCGAUCUGCAAGCAUAUGCCAUAUGCGAUCUGCAAGCAUAUGCCAUAUGCGAUCUGCAAGCAUAUGCCAUAUGCGAUCUGCAAGCAUAUGCGAUCUGCAAGCAUAUGCAAUUUGCCAGCAUAUACGCUCUGCAAGCAUAUUAUGCAAGCAUUUGUAAUCUGCAAGCAUAUGCAACCUGCAAGCAUAUGCCAUAUGCGAUCUGCAAGCAUAUGCCAUAUGCGAUCUGCAAGCAUAUGCCAUAUGCGAUCUGCAAGCAUAUGCGAUCUGCAAGCAUAUGC
This is a messenger RNA of Volvox carteri f. nagariensis, 528 nucleotides long. RefSeq lists its product as uncharacterized. The record is from RefSeq and is a predicted model, not a curated record. Lineage: Eukaryota; Viridiplantae; Chlorophyta; Chlorophyceae; Chlamydomonadales; Volvocaceae. The transcript is spliced from 2 exons. The annotation marks the transcript as partial.